Erigeron canadensis is the source of this 2222-nucleotide messenger RNA. RefSeq names its product extensin-like. The coding region runs from base 1 to 2184 and encodes 727 amino acids. The transcript has 2 exons. The record is from RefSeq and is a predicted model, not a curated record. NCBI's taxonomy places the organism in Eukaryota, Viridiplantae, Streptophyta, Magnoliopsida, Asterales, Asteraceae.
AUGGCUCAGUCAACACUUUGUCAUGUUAGGUUAUUCGUGAUGUUUAUGCUGGUUUUGGCGAUUGGUGCAAAAACUCCACCAGGAAUUGCUAACAACCCUAGCCAUGCAACUUGUAAAGACCCGUCGUACAAAGAAUGCCAUAAUUUAGUGCAUGUUUGCCCUAAAUUUUGUCCUGAUAGUUGUACCGUUCAUUGUCAAUCGUGCAAACCUAUUUGUAGCGGAGAGACUCCCCCACCACCUAUUCAUGUAGAUCCAUACCCACCACCACCUCCUCCGGAACCACAACCUCCCUCACCUGUAACACCAACACCAUCACCACCUCCUCCCACGCCCUCCCCUCCCCCUUCUCCACCAACACCAAGCCCGACACCACCCACACCAUCCUCACCAGCUCCCCCCACACCUUCACCACCCGUAGAGUCCACACCGCCAACACCGCCCUCACCUCCCAACCACCCACCACCACCUCCCCCGAGCCCGACACCACCCACACCAUCCUCACCACCUCCCCCCACACCUUCACCACCUGUAGAGUCCACACCACCAACGCCGCCCUCACCACCUCCAACCACCCCACCACCACCUCCCCCCACACCUUCACCGCCCGUAGAGUCCACACCGCCAACGCCUCCUUCACCACCUCCAGCCACUCCACCACUACCUUCCCCAAGCCCGACACCACCCACAUCAUCCUCACCACCUCCCCCCACACCUUCACCGCCCGUAGAGUCCACACCGCCAACACCGUCCUCGCCACCUCCAACCACCCCACCACCACCUCCCCCAAGCCCGACACCACCCACACCAUCCUCACCACCUCCCACCACACCUUCACCGCCCGUAGAGUCCACACCGCCAACACCGUCCUCGCCACCUCAAACCACCCCACCACCACCUCCCCCAACACCAACACCACCAACACCAUCCUCACCACCUCCCACCACACCUUCACCACCCGUAGAGUCUACACCGCCAACACCAUCCUCACCACUUCCACCCACCCCAUCACCACCAGUAGAGUCUACACCACCAACACCAUCACCACCUCCAACCACCCCUUCACCACCUGUUGAUUCCACACCACCAACACCGGCCUCACCACCAAUAGAGUCUACUCCACCGACACCCUCUACUCCAUCACCCACCACACCUGCUCCACCACCCCUUACUACCCCUUCACCUCCAGAAGAGUACACACCACCUCCGACUCCUACACCAUCACCCACAACACCUGCUUCACCAUCGACUCCUACUCCAUCUACACCUUCACCUCCAACAUGGGUCCCUACUCCACCUUCUAAACCGAAGAGAGUUAAGUGUAAAAACAGCUACUAUCCCCAGUGUUACGGCUAUGAGCAAGCAUGUCCUGUUUCUUGUCCGGACCAAUGUGAAGUUGAUUGUGUCACAUGCAAGCCAGUUUGCAAUUGUGAUAUGCCCGGAGCAGUGUGUCAAGAUCCUCGUUUUAUUGGUGCUGACGGCAUUACUUUUUACUUCCACGGUAAAAAGGACAAAAAUUUUUGCCUUGUUGCCGAUAAAAACCUCCAUAUCAACGGUCAUUUCAUUGGCAAGAGGAACACAAACAUGGGCAGGGACUUUACUUGGGUUCAAUCCAUUGGGGUUAUGUUUUACAACCACAAGCUAAAAAUCAGUGCUAAAAAAACUUCAUCUUGGGAUGAUGCCUAUGACCGUAUUUCUGUUGAAUUUGAUGGGCAAAGCAUACUUCUCCCAGAAACAGAAGGUGCCAAAUGGAAAUCUUCUACUACUUCAAUAACUAGGAUUCGUGACACCAACAAUAUCGUUGUUGAAGUUGAAAACCUUUUCAAGAUCACUGCCAAAGUGGUUCCAAUAACAAAAGAAGAAUCUAGAACCCAUAAGUAUGAUAUAACCGAUGAUGAUUGUUUUGCUCAUCUUGAUCUCAAGUUCAAGUUUUUCUCUUUAAGUAACGAAGUGGACGGGGUUUUGGGACAGACUUACAAGAGCGACUAUGUGAGCAAGGUGAAAAUGGGGGUGCUUAUGCCGGUCAUGGGAGGAGACAGGAAAUUUAGGGGUGCAAGUUUAUUUGCAGCUGAUUGUUCUGUUGCUAAGUUUAAUGAAAACAAUGAAGGUUCUCAUUUGAACAUCCAAUUGCCAAGUUUGAGUUGCCAAAGCGGUUUAAAUGGCCGAGGUGUCGUUUGCAAGAGAUAGAUUGCUCCUCUUCUUGUUACUCCAGCGUAUGCUAUUAU